Messenger RNA from Carassius carassius (crucian carp), 998 nucleotides. Its product is annotated as guanylate-binding protein 1-like. Bases 145 to 786 code for a protein of 213 amino acids. The record is from RefSeq and is a predicted model, not a curated record. Gene Ontology annotation, molecular function: GTPase activity; GTP binding. The transcript is spliced from 5 exons. NCBI's taxonomy places the organism in Eukaryota, Metazoa, Chordata, Actinopteri, Cypriniformes, Cyprinidae.
GUGCGAGUGAUGCUGUCACGAAAGUGGAAGUAUUCUUGUUAUUGGAUAGUAAACAGGUAAUCAGUUUAACAUCAUCUCAAACAAUAACUUACCUGAAAACUACAGGAGUGAGAAACAACAUCGAAUGAGCUAAAGUGAGACAGCAUGUCUAAAGCCGGACUAAUGUCUACACCCAUAUGUUUGGUGGAGAAUGCGAAUGGAUCACUCUGUGUCUGUAAGCAUGCCCUUGAGUUCCUGAGCAGGAUCAAUGAGCCGGUGGUGGUGGUGUCUGUGGUGGGACCCUACCGCACAGGGAAGUCUUACCUCAUGAACCGCCUGGCUGGACAACAGUCAGGCUUUGCUCUUGGCAGUGCUGUUGAAUCAAAAACCAAAGGCAUCUGGAUGUGGUGUGUCCCUCACCCUAAAAAAGAAGGACACACUCUAGUGCUGCUGGAUACAGAGGGAGUUGGUGACGUGGACAAAGGAGACUCUAAGAAUGACAGCUGGAUCUUCUGUCUGGCUGUUCUGCUCAGCAGCACAUUGGUGUACAACAGCCGCGGCACUAUUGAUAACACUGCAGUGGAGAAUCUGCACUACGUUACUGAGCUCAGUGAGCAGAUCAACAUCAGGUCACCAUUAUCUAUACCAGAUGGAGCAGCUGAAGGAGACGAUUGUCAUUUUGUGCGUUUUUUCCCAUCAUUCAUCUGGGUGCUGAGAGAUUUCACAUUGAAGUUGGAAGCUGAUGGAAAGAAAGUGACAGAAGAUGAGUACCUUGAGUUUGCCCUCGAUCUGAAGAAAGGUAUUUAAGAAGUAAUUACUAUAAUUAAGGUCUAUUGAUUGUUUUUCCCCUCAGCAUUGUAAAUGCAAAGACUUUUAAAUAAUCUAUGCAUUUCAAAUAAUAAAAAAAGCAGAAAAAACCUGGCUAAAAUUAUAUUAGUCAUCAUGUGUGACAGAUAGGUCUGACUAUUGAUUUAAGUUCAGUUAAAUCAGCUAAUGUGUAAUAUUAUAUGCAUCAAGCA